Messenger RNA from Bombus pyrosoma, 827 nucleotides. Its product is annotated as 60S ribosome subunit biogenesis protein NIP7 homolog. Gene Ontology annotation, molecular function: RNA binding. Gene Ontology annotation, cellular component: nucleus; preribosome, large subunit precursor; nucleolus. The transcript has 4 exons. The record is from RefSeq and is a predicted model, not a curated record. NCBI's taxonomy places the organism in Eukaryota, Metazoa, Arthropoda, Insecta, Hymenoptera, Apidae. Gene Ontology annotation, biological process: ribosome assembly; ribosomal large subunit biogenesis. The coding region runs from base 212 to 754 and encodes 180 amino acids.
UAAUAUUAUAGACGUAGGCAAUAUUAAAAACACAUGUUUCUUGACUUAACCUUAUUCGUGACUUGUUUAUUUUAAGAAACUUCAUAAGUAAUUAUGAAUAGAAUGUAGUAAAAGAAUUAUAACUGAUUAAACAAAAAUAAUUCAAUAAUAUCAUAGGCAAUUUUAAUAUUUCGCAAUACAAAAGUUUAUGAAAUUUAUGAAUACAUAAAAUAUGAAGCGGUUAACUGAAGAUAAGACGAAACUUGUUUUGGAAAAAUUAACAAAAUAUAUUGGGACUAACGUAAAAUUAUUACUUGACCGACCAGAUGGUGUUUAUUGUUUUCGAGAAAAGAAAGGCAGAGUAUAUUACGUUUCUGAAAAGAUUUUAUCAUUAGCAAGUAUGGUAAAUCCAGAAAAAUUGGCAAGUCUUGGAACAUGCUUUGGAAAAUUUACAAAAUCUGGAAAAUUUAGGCUUCACAUCACUGCUUUAUAUCAGCUGGCUCCUUAUGCACAACAUAAAAUUUGGUUAAAAUCAUCAGCUGAACAACAGUUUUUGUAUGGACAUCAUAUUUCUAAGUCUGGUGUAGGUCGAAUUACAGAAAAUACUCCACAGUAUCAAGGAGUUGUUAUUUUUUCCACAAAUGAUAUUCCACUGGGUUUUGGUGUCACCGCUAAAAGUACAAUGGAUUGUAAAUAUGCAGACCCAAUGGCAACAGUAUGUUUUCAUCAAGCUGAUGUAGGAGAGUAUAUUCGGUCAGAAGAUUCUUUAAUAUAACAAUGUAGAAAAAAUCGUAUAUUUAAUUUUUUUAUCAAAUAAAUUGUUAUAUCUCAAGAUUACAAAAAAUAAA